UUUUACAUGGGUAGGUAAAAAUUUACAGCUGGCCUGAAAUCGACGGACGCCGGACUGACAGCUGGCGGCUUCUUUGGCCGAGCGAUCCUCCCCAAUCGACGGCAGGCAUGUUUAAAGCGGUGGAGAGUUCUCGAGCAAUGCCCGUGCUCUCGAUCGACCGGAUUCUCUAGUAUGCAAGCGCUAGGUUUUCCUGGGCCUCUAGGCUCUUGAGAGGAAAUCCGGUGGCGGCAGUGGAAAUUUCCAGGGACAUGGUGCAUUCCUCGUCCUGGGGAGGGUUCACGAUGCGUGUUCUUCGUCUGGGCGCUCAAUCUCCCCGUGAAUGCCAGGCUCGAUAUUUCCGUCAGCUGCUCAAGCCGGUUACGUAAAUCGCUCGCACGGGGCGCAAGAAGAUUAAAUCAUCGUGUUCCCGGCACCUAGGGUUGGAUUGAGCGCGAGUAUGGAGAGUGUUGAGCUGGAUUUGUCACAGGCCGAGCUUGAGAACGUCUUACAUUUCUCUGGAGCGAUCGGCAAAGAGGAGGUGGAAUUCCAAAUUGCCGAUCGUGUGAAGAGGCCGCCGCGGGCGAAGUAUGUUCUCUUCGAUCAGUGUGGAAGCGAGAAAGUGGUGGUGGUGCAUUCGGAUGGAGUGUCUCCUCGCCCGUACGAAGUUCUCCCGGACCCCCUUGUUCACGAUCACAACACCACAGGAUCUCAGACUCUCCAGGCGCUGCUAAGUUCGGCUGGCCUGCAAGACCAAACGUGCGAUCUCCAAGUCUACAAGAACGCCAUGGCAGCAGCGCUGCUGGAGUUCGAGAGCUCUCACUCUGGGGAGGAGAGGCUUGAGCUCUUUGAUUCGAUGGAGCAGCCGCUUCAAGCAAACUCGGGCAGCUGGCAGGAGAACACGGACGAUCUCGACGCGCUCAUGGAGUCGGACGAGGAAGAAGUGUCCGAGCUCAACAGUGCGAGCGUUACCAGUGACUUGACACGAGAAGAUCACAGUGGUGGAGUGGAGCUCAGUGGCUACUUAUCCUCCGAGGGGGAGACCGACGGCAAAGGAAGAUCAUCCCGACGAUCCCGAGACUGCCGCUUGUCAGUGCGCUCCACCAGAAGCAGCAAAAAGUCGAGGAGGCAGACGAUCAAGUACAAGAUCCAGGUCUUGAGAAACAUCAUACCGGGGGGAGCGGGAAUGGAGGCGGCAAGCGUUUUGGAGGAAACCAUCCGCUAUAUCACAAGCUUGGAAUCUAUGGUCAGAUCAACCAGAUUUUUUGCAGUUCAAAGCCAUGAAAAGCGAACAGCCAAGGCCGUGCUGUAACUAGUGUUCUUUUGUUUCGGGAUAGGAAUAUUAAAUCGCUUGGCUUUCUUUCU
Messenger RNA from Selaginella moellendorffii, 1341 nucleotides. RefSeq lists its product as uncharacterized. The record is from RefSeq and is a predicted model, not a curated record. NCBI's taxonomy places the organism in Eukaryota, Viridiplantae, Streptophyta, Lycopodiopsida, Selaginellales, Selaginellaceae. The transcript is spliced from 3 exons. Gene Ontology annotation, molecular function: protein dimerization activity. The coding region runs from base 437 to 1288 and encodes 283 amino acids.